UGCGGGCGGGCGCGCUGGACACUUAGGCCGAAAGUGGCCGAGAAGGGACUAAGGAAGAUCUGACCGCGGGCCGGCGGCGACCGCGGACCAUGCCGACCCUCCACGGCGUGACGAUCCUGGCGCUGGUCGCCGGGCUGCCGUGGGUGCUGUCCGGGGGCGCAGGGGAAAACACUCUAGAAUCUCCUCAGAAUAUUGAUGUCUACAUCAUCGAUGACAACUUUACCCUGAGGUGGAACAGCUCUGAGUCUGUCAGGAAUGUGACUUUUUCAGCAGAAUAUCAAAUACCUGGAGAAACUAACUGGUCAGAUUUGCCUGGGUGUCAGUAUAUCACUGGUACCAGAUGCGACUUUUCUUCUCUGGAGCUAAAUGUCUAUGAAGAAAUUAAUUUGCGUGUAAGAGCAGAAAAAGGAAACAGCACUUCCCCCUGGUGUAAAGUGUACACGUUUGAGCCUUUCAGAAAAGCUCAGAUUGGUCCUCCAGAGGUACAUUUGAAAGCUGAAGAUAAAGCAAUAGUAGUGAACAUCUCUCCUCCUGGAAAACACGAUGGCAUCAUGUGGGUUAUUGAAAGAAACAGCUUUACAUAUAGCUUGGUCAUCUGGAAAAACUCUUCAAGUAUGGAAGAAAGAAGUCAAACUGUUAUUCCUGGAGAUAAAAUUUAUAAACUCACACCAGAAACUACUUAUUGUUUAAAAGUCAGAGCAAAUUAUAAAUCAGGUUCCGAGAAAAAAAUUGGUUUAUAUAGUCCGGUAUAUUGUAUAAAUACCAAGGCUGAAAAUGUACUGCCUCCACCAGAAAAUAUACAAAUGGAGGCUACAAAUCAGAGCUAUAUCCUUACAUGGGAUUACCUGUACGAAGGCGUGACCUUCCAAGCUCAGUGGCUGUAUGCCUACUUAAAGGUUCAUGGGAACCAUUCAGAUAAAUGGACGCAAAUACCAAACUGUACAAACAUCAAGACGACCCAGUGUGUCUUUCCUAAGAGUAUUUUUCCGAAAGGAAGUCUCUUUAUCCGUGUGCAAGCAUCUAAUGGAACUAACACGUCUUUUUGGUCUGAAGAGAAGCAGUUUGAUAACAAAAUGCAAACUGUCAUCCCUGCUCCUGUCAUCUCCGUGAAGGCCACCAGUGAGAAUUCUCUGCGGGUCUCUAUCAGCGCCCCGAAAGAUUCCGAAAACAGGCCAGUGGGGCAGAAUGACCCCAUCACUUAUGAAGUUGUCUUCUGGGAACAUCCUUCAGAUACCAAGAGCAUAAUCCUAGAGAAAACCGAGGUCACUAUUCCAAACUUGAAAACACUGACGGUGUAUUGCGUCAAAGCCAGAGCCGUCUCCGUGGACAAGAAAAAGAGCAGCGCCUUCAGCAGUGCAGUGUGUGAGAAGACGUGGCCAGGAAAUACUUCCAAAAUCAGCAUUAUAGUUGGAAUUUGCACGGCAUUAAUUUGUAUCCCAAUUGUCAUCUGUUUUGUGAAAGUCCUCUUGAGAUGUGUCAAUUAUGUGUUCUUCCCGUCAAGUAAACCUCCUUCCGCUAUCAAUGAGUACUUGUCUGAACAACCACUGACGAAUCUCCUCCUUUUCACUUUGGACGAACAAACUGAAAGAUGUUUUAUCAUUGAAAAUUCAAACUCUGGCAUUCCAGUUAAAGAGAUUAAUCAAAUUGAGGAAGUUUACAAAAAGUACAGCUCCCAAACCAGUGAAGAUUCGGGCAACUAUUCUAAUGAAGAUGAGAAUAGUGGCAAUAAAGCAAGCAGUGACUUUCCACAACAGGAAGCUCCGUGUCCGGCAGUGAACUCGGAUGUGGUACAGCGUCUGGGACCUCCCCAUGGAGCCCAAGUUCCCUGCUCCACUCAGUAGCUGCUAAGAGAUUUGCUGAACAAGGAAACAGCUGCUGGACAUACAGCCCAACACCAGCCAUGCGCUGGUGACGCUGCAGGAGUUUGGAGAAAGGUUUUUUUCCCCCAUGUUCUGGAAAGGCUUGUCAUGAGCCCUAACCCUGUGAGUUAAAUCCAGACGAUGCCAUCCUUCUUUCUCAUGCCAGCUUUUAAAAACUAUAACUGUUACAGGAACAUGACUCCAGCGUUGAGUGUGACCUGGGGUGUAGGCUCACACAGUCCUGUGUCUGCACAGCCCACCCCACCACCUGAGGCCGUCGUGAGCGCCCUGUGCUGGCCCGUGGGAAGGACCGCAUUGUGCUCUUUGGCAGUCAGGCCCUGCUGGCCACGGCAUCUGGCAUCCAGCCGCCUCAUCACCAGUAUUGAGGUUCCUUGUUCUUCAGGAGACAUUUAGAACAUUUGGUUUGUUCUUUUGACAUUGACAUAGGCCCUUAAAAACUUUCUUUAAGAAAGUCUAAUGAGUACUAAUGCCUGAUUUUCUGGAAAGUCCUCAAGAAAACAGCACGGAUGCCAGACAAGGAAACAGGUGUGAGUUUAAAAACUCUCAGGGGGAUUGUAUCUGUUUAUCCCAAGAACACUGACGCCUGUGCCCAGCUG
Condylura cristata (star-nosed mole) is the source of this 2476-nucleotide messenger RNA. RefSeq names its product interferon (alpha, beta and omega) receptor 1 (gene IFNAR1). The coding region runs from base 90 to 1841 and encodes 583 amino acids. The record is from RefSeq and is a predicted model, not a curated record. The transcript has 11 exons. Gene Ontology annotation, molecular function: protein binding. Lineage: Eukaryota; Metazoa; Chordata; Mammalia; Eulipotyphla; Talpidae.